AUGGGUGCAAUCGAGGAUGCAUUUAACUAUUUGAAUUUCUUGGGAGAAGAUGAACAGAUUAAUUUCACUUUAGUCGCAAAAAUGUAUGGUGUUGAUCGGACCACGCUCUCGAGAAGAUACCGAGGCGUUACGGGCUCGAAAGAAGCGCAUUACGAUAAUCAACGAUUACUCAACGACCACCAAUCCAAAAAGCUUAUACAAUGGAUAGAAAUGCUCUGCGAAAAAGGCCUGCCACCUACUCCCUAUAUGAUUGCAAAUUUUGCGCAUGAGUUAACUGAUAGUAAGCCUGGAAAGAACUGGGCUUCUCGCUGGUUAAACAAGCAUCCAAAUGCGUUGAUAUCUCGCUAUUCUACAGGCAUCGACCGCAACCGAAAAAGAGCAGGUUGCGCUUGGAGUUAUGCUCUCUAUUUUGAGCUUAUAAGUCGCAAGAUUGAGCAAUAUAAUCUUCAGCCAAAUCAAAUUUACAAUAUGGAUGAGAAGGGCUUUGCGAUUGGGAUUAUGACAAGUCAAAAAAGAGUCUUUUCUCGGCGAUUAUAUGAGAAGAAGUUCAAGCAAUUUCUUCAAGAUGGGAAUAGGGAGUGGAUUACUACAAUUGCUUGUAUUUGCGCAGAUGGAACUGUUAUCUCUCCAGCUUUGAUCUAUAUGGCCAAAUCCGGUAAUCUACAGGAUUCCUGGUUUCAAGAUCUUACUACGCAAAGAUGCUACUUUGCAGCUUCUGAAACAGGAUGGACAAAUAGAAGUUUUUGA
This is a messenger RNA of Talaromyces stipitatus ATCC 10500, 747 nucleotides long. RefSeq lists its product as uncharacterized. The transcript is spliced from 2 exons. Bases 1 to 747 code for a protein of 248 amino acids. Lineage: Eukaryota; Fungi; Ascomycota; Eurotiomycetes; Eurotiales; Trichocomaceae. Gene Ontology annotation, molecular function: DNA binding. The record is from RefSeq and is a predicted model, not a curated record. Gene Ontology annotation, cellular component: nucleus.